UUAGAUUUAAGAACACAACGCAAACGGCUCCAUUUUUCUUUACAACUGCCACCCAUUACCUGUCCAGUGUCCAGAGAGGCCACACCACAGCCUUUAUUUCCCUCAAUUCCUUAUUAUUAGCCUUUCCUUUGUUUCCUUCAUCUAUUGGCCCGACACAUUUCUUUCCUAUUUGUUAUUUUUGGAUAUUUCUUGGGCAUAUUUUUUUGAUCUGCGAAAAUCGAAUCGAAGAAAGCGGCGACGAGCGUCCGUUUUUAGAGUAACGGGAAGAGAUCAGUGGGCUGAAUAUCUGGGAGGUUUCCGUUUUUGCCACCGGCUUUGUACGCAUCGUACGGUGCUGGGCGGGCAUUUUGGUCAAUCUGAUUUUUUUGGAUCCCCUUUUAUUACUCGCUGAGGAGAAUUGCAAGGGCAGGUUGUUGUUAGAUUAGAGAGAGAAAGCAAACAUGUGGUGGAUGAUGGGCGAGACAGGAGGCCACUACUGUAACAAGAAAUCCGAUGAUAUUUGCGGCAAUGUUUGUGGCCAGCAGGAAUCAAGUCGAGUGUUGAGCAUGUCGAGGCUCCGCUGUGUUCUGCGUGGCUUGGAUGUGAAAACCUUAAUCUUUCUUUUCGCAUUUGUUCCGACAUGCAUCUUUUUCAUAUAUUUACAUGGGCAGAAGAUCUCAUACUUCCUGCGGCCGCUAUGGGAAUCGCCACCCAAACCUUUUCAUGUACGGCCACACUAUUAUCAUGAGAAUGUGUCGAUGGAGAACCAGUGCAAACUUCAUGGUUGGAAAAUGCGUGAGUUCCCAAGGCGUGUUUUUGAUGCAGUGUUGUACAGUAAUGAGAAGGAAAUCCUUGAAAUACGAUGGAAAGAAUUGUAUCCCUACGUGACACAAUUUGUUAUCCUUGAGUCAAAUUCAACAUUCACCGGAUUGCCGAAGCCCUUGUUCUUUGCUAGUCAUCGAAAGGAUUUCAAAUUUGUUGAGCCCCGAUUGACUUAUGGGACUAUUGGGGGGAGAUUUAAGAAAGGAGAAAACCCAUUUAUUGAGGAGGCAUAUCAGCGUGUAGCAUUGGACCUGCUUCUCAAAAGAGCAGGUAUUGAAGAUGAUGAUUUGUUGAUAAUGUCUGAUGUUGAUGAGAUCCCUAGCAGACACACGAUCAAUCUCUUGAGGUGGUGUGAUGACAUACCUCCAGUCCUUCAUCUUCAGCUGAAGAAUUAUCUAUAUUCUUUUGAGUUCCAUGUGGAUGAUAGCAGCUGGAGAGCUUCAGUCCACAGGUAUGAAACCGACAAGACAAGGUAUGCACAUUAUCGUCAGACAGAUGAACUCUUGGCUGAUGCUGGGUGGCAUUGUAGCUUUUGCUUCCGCCGAAUCAGUGAGUUUAUAUUUAAGAUGAAAGCAUACAGCCAUUAUGAUAGGGUUAGGUUCUCUCACUAUUUGAACCCUGGAAGAGUUCAGAGAGUAAUCUGCGAGGGGGCUGAUCUAUUUGAUAUGCUUCCAGAGGAGUACACAUUCAAAGAUAUCAUAGGGAAAAUGGGACCUGUUCCUCACUCCUUCUCAGCUGUUCAUCUUCCAUCAUAUCUUUUGGAGAAUGCAGACAAGUAUAGAUUUCUGUUGCCUGGGAAUUGCAGAAGAGAAAGUGACUGAUUUUCUUCAGUAAGUUAUGAUGUCUGUUCUUGUAAAGGUUAGUUGGACUAGCAGUUUCCAUGACUCGUCAUGGGGGUUCUAAUUGAACAAUCUUAACUGGCAUUGCUGAUACCAUUUGUCCGGCUGAACUAUAUUAUUCUUUGGGGGAUAUGUUUGGGAGACUGGACUAGUUCCUGGAUUCUUGGGGAGACAUUCUGUAUAUAUUUUUUUUUUCCUUCUGGAGUUGGGUUUCAUUUAUGGCGGAACAUACUCAUUCACUUAGUGAUCGAGCUGUGAUGGGAACAGCUAUGUUUUCACAGGGUGCUUCUGUUUACUUGGCAUUGAUAUGGGACGAUUCCCCAGAUAUACUCAAUAAAUAGUUUGAGGGCCUGUACUUUUCCCCCUUUGUUGGGAGUUUUGUUUAUGAGACAAACUUAUUCAUAGUGUUCUUUUAACUAUUUGAUUUGGCCUA
Messenger RNA from Alnus glutinosa, 2073 nucleotides. RefSeq lists its product as uncharacterized. Gene Ontology annotation, biological process: protein N-linked glycosylation; N-acetylglucosamine metabolic process. Bases 441 to 1622 code for a protein of 393 amino acids. Gene Ontology annotation, molecular function: beta-1,4-mannosylglycoprotein 4-beta-N-acetylglucosaminyltransferase activity. The transcript is spliced from 2 exons. Lineage: Eukaryota; Viridiplantae; Streptophyta; Magnoliopsida; Fagales; Betulaceae. The record is from RefSeq and is a predicted model, not a curated record. Gene Ontology annotation, cellular component: membrane.